AUGAACAAAGAACCAUCAUGGAUAUCCAAAGUCAUCGAAGCCAUCGAAAAGGUCUGUCACCACCUUCAUCAUGGGCUCGAAAAGGCUUACUUCAUCGCCUGGCUCGCCACCAAAGAUACGAAGUUGUUGGUUCUCCAUCGCUUUCGCUCUCUCCUGCUCAAAUUGAAGUCGGCUCUGCCAUGCGAAAUAUGUUUGGUGCCAGUGGUCUGCGGAUAUAUUUGCGAUAGGUGCGUGUACCAGUGGAUAGGAAGAAGCCAGAGUCGAUUGCGAGGAGGUUGUAUCGACCGAAUUACUGCGGAAAUGAUGCAUGUUUGGAAUUGCGUUGCUGCUGUCCCGAUGGCGAGGCCUACUCCUUGUUCGCUUUCUGUUGUGGCGUUUGCCCAUUUUGUGAAGUGUUUUGUAUUUUGA
Messenger RNA from Ascochyta rabiei, 408 nucleotides. RefSeq lists its product as uncharacterized. The transcript has a single exon. NCBI's taxonomy places the organism in Eukaryota, Fungi, Ascomycota, Dothideomycetes, Pleosporales, Didymellaceae. The record is from RefSeq and is a predicted model, not a curated record. Bases 1 to 408 code for a protein of 135 amino acids.